Molecule: messenger RNA, 7582 nt
Organism: Pelobates cultripes (western spadefoot toad)
Lineage: Eukaryota; Metazoa; Chordata; Amphibia; Anura; Pelobatidae
Source: the annotation of a GenBank genome assembly
CUGCAUUGGAUUGGUUAAUUCUGCUAAGCCUCGUAUUGUCGUAUGUCACGUGACCGCCCCUUUGCUAAACUCCCGGAUGUAGAGAGUUAGUACGAGCCGCAGGAGCCGGUCAGCGGUCAGUCUCGGUAUCGGAAGAUGUUUGUUCCCAGAGCCGUGAAGAGGCGGCAGGAGACCGAGCGACCCGGGAUGAAAAAGAAAAUAGCGACAGAUUUACCCAGAAUUCAUCACGGCACAGAUUCUAACUCUCCUAUUAUUGUCUCUUCACCGGACAUCUCCUCCUAUAGCAAUGCAGCAUCCUCAUCAUCAUCAUCUAAUGCCUCACCCACCGACCCUGUGUCUGUCUCUUUAAAUCCUCCUGUGUCUUCUGUCUCACACACUGACCAUGUGUCUGUCUCUUUAAAUCCUCCUGUGUCUUCUGCUUCACACACUGACCCUGUGUCUGUCUCUUUAAACCUUCCUGUGUCUUCUGCCUCACACACUGACCCUGUGUCUGUCUCUUUAAACCUUCCUGUGUCUUCUGUCUCACACACUGACCAUGUGUCUGUCUCUUUAAAUCCUCCUGUCUCUUCUGCCUCAGACACUGACCCUGUGUCUGUCUCUUUAAAUCCUCCUGUGUCUUCUGUCUCACACACUGACCAUGUGUCUGUCUCUUUAAAUCCUCCUGUGUCUUCUGCCUCACACACUGACCAUGUGUCUGUCUCUUUAAAUCCUCCUGUGUCUUCUGCCUCACACACUGACCCUGUGUCUGUCUCUUUAAACCUUCCUGUGUCUUCUGCCUCACACACUGACCCUGUGUCUGUCUCUUUAAACCUUCCUGUGUCUUCUGCCUCACACACUGACCCUGUGUCUGUCUCUUUAAACCUUCCUGUGUCUUCUGUCUCACACACUGACCAUGUGUCUGUCUCUUUAAAUCCUCCUGUCUCUUCUGCCUCAGACACUGACCCUGUGUCUGUCUCUUUAAAUCCUCCUGUGUCUUCUGUCUCACACACUGACCAUGUGUCUGUCUCUUUAAAUCCUCCUGUGUCUUCUGUCUCACACACUGACCAUGUGUCUGUCUCUUUAAAUCCUCCUGUGUCUUCUGCCUCACACACUGACCCUGUGUCUGUCUCUUUAAACCUUCCUGUGUCUUCUGCCUCACACACUGACCCUAUGUCCUCCACUGAUCCUGUGUCCACUGACCAUGUAUCCUCCACUGGCUCUGUGUACACAUCUAUGUCUUCACCUGACUCUGUGCCCACCUUUUUACCAUUAACAUGCCCUCUGCCAAUCUCUGUCUCAUUAUUAACCCCUGUGUCAAGCUCUCACCCUUUGUUACCAUGUUCUGACUCUGUCUUACCAUCUGCCCCUAUUCCUCCCCCACUUUCACCAUCUCCCUCUGCCCCUCCAAGCCACAGUGAAGAUGCACAGGAUGAACCCAUAAAAUCUUUCAGUAAAAGUCAACGAUGGCCCCUCUCAGGGGAACCUGUUUGUGUAGUUUGUGGACGAUAUGGAGAAUACAUAUGUGACCAAACUGACCACGAUGUAUGCAGUCUAGAGUGCAAAGCCAAAGACUUUUUACAAGCUGCACAUUGUGGCAACAUCCACAAUCCUGCCACAACUAAUGGCACAGUAAAUCCACUUCCAACAAGUCCAAUAACAGCUGGCACUUCAAAUUCUCUAGUAAACACAACUACAAACAGCUAUACAGAACUUACAACUCAGUCAAUUUUGCCCAUUGAUACAGAACCUUCAGGUUUAUUAGAGAACCUCCAUAAUACAUCAUAUACCUACACUGAACAUGAUUUUAUUGCCCAGUUGUCCUUACAACAAAUUGAUCAGCUAAGGCAACAACUUGGUUUAUUUGUGCAAGGUAAUGAAGUGUGCAGACCUAUUAUAGAGUUUGAACAUUGUAACUUUCCUCUAAUGCUCAGCUUAAACCUUAAGAAGUCUGGGUAUGAAGUCCCAACACCUGUCCAAAUGCAGAUGAUCCCUGUUGGUCUAAUGGAACGAGACAUAUUGGCAAGUGCAGACACCGGCUCUGGAAAAACAGCUGCCUUCCUGCUUCCAGCUAUUAUCCAGUGUCUAAAACAGGUAUAACAUUUUAUAGCGUGUCUACUAUAGCUCUUUUUUAUUUGUUUGAUUGAAGAGUAAUGUUGCAGCUUUGCCAUAGCUUGUGCUACAUUUUGGAAACUACUACUGAGCCUUAAACGUAAUACAAUUUCAAGAAACGUGAAAGAGGGCCUUGUUUUAUGUUAUUAUGUACAGCUUCUUCACGAAAAUGCACAAGUUGUUUAUUCAGUAAUAACUGGCUUAUAUAUUAUUAAUAAUUAUACAACACAACAUAUUCCACCCUACUGUACAAUAUGUGGACAAACAAACUAGUUGUGACACAUACCAUAACAAAAGGUGGUAAGGGCCUUGCUAAUACUUACUAUUUGAGGGAUGCAGACAGUGUGUUUACCAUCUACAAUAAUUCUAUUAACUUUUACAUUAUACUGUUUGUCUAUCUGUUUAGAAAGAUUCUCCAGCAGCACUUAUUCUGACACCCACCAGAGAGCUUGCAGUACAGAUUGAGGAACAGGUCAAGGAGCUGGUAGCUGGGAUUCCAAACAUGAGGACAGCCUUGCUUGUCGGUGGUAUGCCUCUGCCUCCCCAACUACAUCGCUUAAAACAAGGUGUUCAGGUAAUUUUCAGGACCAAAGAUCUUCAAUUGCUUGCUGUGGUGAGGUGCAUGCCUUAAAUAUUACUUGAUACUCUACUCUGCUAAAUUAUUUAUUAGUAGUUGACACAUUUGUUAGUUGCUAUUAAUAAUUAUUGCUGUUUAUAAGGUGCCAACAGAUCCAUCAAAACUGUACAAUUGGGGAAAAAGACAUAAAGGGUAGACAUAUAUUUUAUUUUAUUUUUUUCAUUUCAGACUUGUACCUGCUAAAGGGUAGACAUAUUAGUACAAAAGGAACAGAGGACCAGGUCCAAGAGCUGAGAUUUAGCAUGUAAGGUACAUGGCAAAGUAGCCCAUGAGCGUAUAAACCAAAAUGGAGAUCUCAAAUUUUGCCCAACCCCAGAUGUUAAUAACCUACAACUAGAAUUCCUAGAAUUCUUUGAAUACAAUAGAUGGGCAAAUAAUCAUGGGAGUUGUAGUUCAGGAAUAUUGGAAAGUGGACAGAAUUUUAGAUGCCUGAUCUAAAGGUUAUGACAAGAGGGUGCUGGUGGAAUUUGUAGGCUAUGGCCAGGGACCUUUAAAGCAGCACUACUAUUGUCUUAGUAUUUUCCCUUGGUUGACUAAGGGCAGAGCUACCUUUUGUGAAGCCUUCUGAGGGGAAUAAGACUCUGUCUAUGCAGUAUCAUUUCCAUAGACCUCAAAGUUGUUCUCUCAUGCAUGUAUGAGAGUACAACGCUGAGUUUGGCUCUUGAUGACUGUGGUAGUGAAGGACUCACCUUCUCCUGCACCCCUCAGCCACCACACUGCCAGAGAAGGAGGCACUGUCGGGGUCUUUGCAAAGUUUGCAGACUGUGACAGAGCCACUUUAAAGAGCAAUUGCAGCAAAUGGUAAUAUGGUAAGCGAUUUAAGGAAAUAAACUGGAAAGUUGUCAAACACCUGCAUAAAAUAUGCUGAAAACAGGUUUGGUGCUGAGUAAACAUGGAGGUUAUUUGCUUGAAAGUGGAUGUUGUCUGAGGCACCUGAUUGAAAAGUGCUGGGAAGAAGAAAAGGUGCAGUGGCUGAGGAAACCAGUUACUGGGAAACAAACCUAUCUUUCCUUAUCUAUUGUCUUUCACCUGUGGAUGAAGGUAAAAAAGUGAGUUGUUGUAGUUAUCCCUCCCCACAAUAAUUUUGCAAUAAUUAUAAGAGAAAGAUGAAAUAUCUUACAUUUUGACAUGCAAAAAAAUAAAUAAAAUGUUAAAGUCUUAAUUUGAACAAAGUAUAGCCAAUGUGUCUUUCUUAUCUGUUAAACUCCAUUAAAAAAUACACUUUUAUCCUGUUUUACUGUUAGAUUAUAAUUGCAACGCCGGGCAGACUGCUGGAAAUUAUUAAACAGGAUUCCGUCAAUGUCGCUGAUCUAAAGAUUCUGAUUGUGGACGAGGCAAGUGGCAAUAUUAUUUUGAGUAACAAUAUGACAUCUAGAUAAUGUGCAGUUUUGCAUAUGUUCAUUUUCAGAUAUUCCUAAUUUUUAUAGUUUACAUUCUUUAAAUGUAGAAUGCCAAGAAUCUUUGAGUUUUGAGGGUGAUACAAACAGGGAUAUACAACAUCUAUGUAGUAAAGAGGAUUUUAAAAUAUAAAGUAAUGAUUUUCAUUAAAGGAUCACUAUAGGGUCAGGAACACAAACAUGUAUUCCUGACCCUAUAGUGUUAAAACCACCACCUAGCCCCCCCGGGUCACUCAUGCCUCCAAAAAUAUAACAAAAUCUUACUGUAUUCAAGCCUGAAGCUGUAACUCUGCAUGCUGUUUGCCUCAAAACAACAAGCAGCCUGCUGACAUCAUCAGAAUUGGAAGCCUGAUCCAAUCACAGUGCUUUCCCAUUACCCAUUAUGAUCUCUAACAGCUAUCUGAGGAGUGGCCAGUGAAGUUAUCACUGGGCUGUAAUGUAAACACUGCAUUUUCUCUGAAAAGACAGUGUUUACAGCAAAAAAAAGCCUGAAGGUAAUGAUUCUACUCACCAGAAAAAAUUCAAUAAGCUGUAGUUGUUCUGGUGAGUAUAGUGUCCCUUUUAAUUAAGACAUAAAACCAAACUGCAGUGUAUAUUUAACUAUUUUAUUAAAUGUUUUUAAAGUGUUUAGAUAAUGAUUAGAUAAUUUAAACAACUUUUCAAGCAAUGUGAAGUGCCACAUUAAGCAUGUUUUGAGUUGGGAAGAAUAGCUGAUGAUGAAAAAAGAUAUUUAAAAAAAAUUUUUUUUUUUUUUCUUUUUAAGGCAGAUUCAAUGUUGAAAAUGGGGUUUCAGCAACAGGUCUUGGAUAUUUUGGAACACACCCCAUAUGACCGUCAGACUCUCUUGGUUUCAGCAACUAUCCCAACAGGUAUUGAGACAUUUGCAAAACAACUUCUUAAGGAACCGGUACAGAUCACAGUAGGUGCGAAGAACCAACCAUGUUCGAAUGUGCGUCAAAUUGUACUCUGGGUGGAGGAGCCUUCAAAAAAGAAGAAACUCUUUGAAAUUUUAAACGUAAGUAUGUUGCUGUGUUUUUUUUUUUUUGCCUUAACGAAGUGAUCCAACAGGUGCCUUUUAAGUAAGGAGUGGAAAGGGUUUUUUGUUUCUUCCCAAGAGAUGCCAGCUGUGUAGGUCAUUAUAGCUUGGUACCACAGGUGCUCAUCAUAUAACCUACAGCGUUACACCUCCCAAAUGAAAACAAGUGGUGCAUAGAAAAGGGAAAUGUAGAGACAGAAGUUUAGAACAGGUUGAGGAGGGCGAGGUAGAAAGAAGGAAAAUAAGAGAGAGAGGAGUGAGUGGUCCAUCUUUUUUGCUUAGGAAUACCCAAACAUAACCAUGAAUAACAUCCUUAAAUCGCCUGGUAUUUUACCCUGUCAUAUUCUCUCUGUGGCUCAUUAAUCCUAAUCUGCAUUCAAGUGAGGUAAGUGAUAUGCUGUAUGUGUUCAAUGUUGUGAAAGCAGGUCAAGCAUAUUGAAAAUUUCCCUACUUUAUAUGUUUAAAAUUGAGUUAAAACUAUGGUGCUCGUUCUUGUUAAUUUGGGUUGUGUGUAUUUUUUGGGAAGGAACUAUUACUUUUAAAUUAUAUUACCAGCCUUUAUUAAGCACACAUAAGAUGCUGUUCUCUCUCCACUACAGGAUUCAAAGCUUUUCCAACCUCCAGUUCUUGUAUUUGUGGGUUGUCGGAUGGGAGCAGACCUGUUAAGUGACGCAGUGCAUAAGAUUACAGGACUAGAAAGUGUGGCAAUACACUCUGAAAAAUCACAGAUAGAGAGAACAAAGAUCCUGAAGGUAAAAUCAUCAAUUUGUUUGCAAAAGUGCUGCAGAUUUUUUUUGUUUUUCUUUUUUAAUAAUCAUCAUCAUAAAAAAACAAUGUAACAAUAAUUAUUUUUCUGCAUAGGGGUUGCUGCAUGGAGAAUAUGAUGUAGUUGUUAGCACAGGUGUCCUGGGGCGAGGCCUGGAUUUGAUAAACGUCAAGUUGGUGGUGAAUUUCGAUAUGCCUUCUAAUAUGGAUGAAUAUGUCCACCAGGUGAGGCGAGCAUGAUAAGCUGUAUGUGUGAAUAUGUGCAUAUAUAAUACAUAUUAUUCUGAAACAGAAAUAUUUGAUUUAAAUGGCUGCUCUAAGCAUUACCACAACAGCCCAUUGUAAGGGUUAUGAUGACAGGAAUGCCCUGUCCCUGGCUCCUGGUAAUGGGGCAAACCAGUUUGUCCUCUUACCUUGAUCACUGCCGUGGCCAGUGCAAACAUAUAGAUUCUGAAGAGCUGCAGAAGUUCGGAAGUCAAUCCUGCCAGCCAUUCAUUGACUGAGAGUGUUAUCUGACGGCUCUCAGCCAAUGAACGCAUUCGGUGCGUAGGAAUAUUCACACAAUUGACAUUAGCCAGCCCAGAAGAAGAGCUGAUUAGAGGUGGAAUAAAAAUCCUAAAGCAAAGGGGUUAAAUGCUACAGCGUUCCUUCGCAAAACGCUGCACAUACAGAUUCCAGACACUGAUUACUUUAAAUGUCUGAAGUGGUUAUAGUGCUUGAAAUAAUCCUUUAUUUUGUAUUUUUUGGAUUGUUUCUAAAUGUACAUUAAACUGCUAGAGGUAGUUUUUCCUAAAUGCCUUAAAAUACAUAAAUUUAUAUAAAAUUAUGUUAUUGAGUGUUAGAGGUUUGCUGUUCUCUAUUAUCCUUUUGUGUAUAUAGCAGUUUUUUUUCCAGCAACUAAGAUAUGCAACUACAUUUUAGAUAAACAUGAUAAAACUACAGAGUGCAGAUUUGAGCUUUUAGCGUUAUUUUAUUUUUUUCCCCAUGAAAUGUGUAGCCACUGUAAUGCGCUGCGGAAUUUAUUGGCGCUAUAUAAAUAAUAACAUAAUAAUAAUAGCCCAAAAUGAAACAUGUCUACAUAAUGUUUUUCCUUUUCUUUAUUUAAAAACAGAUUGGCAGAGCAGGAAGACUUGGCCACAGAGGAACGGCAUUAACUUUCAUCAACAAAAAUAAUCGCAAUCUCUUCUGGGACCUGGUGAAAAGGGUGCAACCAACAGGCUCCCUGCUCCCUCCACAGCUAUUACAUUCCCCUUAUCUUGAUGAACAGAAGAGGGUAGAGCAGAGAAAGCUUCAAAACAAAGAUAAAAUAGUGACAAGAGAUCAAAUCCUUAACCUGAUUCGUAAACAUGACAGAAGAAAAUCCCACAAGUGAUUUAUUUGGAAUUUACUGUCCUGCUAGGAACAGGCAACGUGUACUGUUUAUGAGGAACCUGGAUGUUUCUCAGUGUGUUUUGUGUACAAAGCAAUGGAUUUAUUAAAUAUGUAUACUUCAAGACUUCUGUUUUUCUAGUUUUACAUAAUCUGUGCAAAUGCAAAAUGGUUUGAACAUGGUUUUAUAUUUGUGAGAUUAAUUUCCAAUGUAUUGUACACACUCUUUCAGUUUGAGUGGUAUUUUAUUGGAGGAAAAGGAGUGUGCAUUUCCAUACACACAAACCCGUC